AUGCAGCGUUCAUCCGUACGUUCCCAAGUCGUUCAAAAAACUUUUCUCGUUUGGUUAGAUUCAAACAUUCACGAAACCAACAACGAUUGUCGUUACUCAUUAAUUCAACUACGGCGCAUCGUUAAUACUAUCGACAUAUUCAACAACGCUGAUGAAUGCAUUGAUUUUCUGGCUAAACUUAAAGAUGAAAAGGUUUUUAUGAUUGUGUCUGGUGCUUUCAGUGAGCAGACAAUAUCUAUCAUACAUAAUAUGCCUCAAAUUGAUUCAAUCUAUAUUUUUUGUGCCAAUAAGUCAUGUGAUGAACAACGAGGGAAAGCGUGGUUCAAAGUAAAGGGUGUUUUCAAUCAAAUUGUGCCUAUUUGUGAAUCAAUCAAACAAACUGCAAGACGUUGUGAGCAAGAUUCUAUGUCUAUGAGUUUUGUUCCGUCUGGCGGUACAUCAAUUCAAAAUUUAGACCAAAUCGAUCCAUCAUUUAUGUACACACAAUUAUUUAAAGAAAUUUUUAUGGAAAUAAAAUUCGAUAAACAACAUAUUAAAGAUUUGACCACCUACUGUUAUGAUCAGUACGCUAAAAACGACCACGAAUUAAAAGUUAUCCAAGACUUCGAGCGAAAUUAUCGUCAAGAUCGAGCCAUCUGGUGGUAUACUUGUGAAUACUUCUUGUAUGCAAUGCUCAAUCGAGCUUUACGCACUCUGGAAGUAGAUAUUAUCAUUAAGAUGGGUUUCUUUGUUCAUGAUCUUCAUAGAAAUAUCGAACAAUUGCACUUGGAACAAUCUAGUGAAUAUGUACAACCAUUUAUUGUAUAUCGAGGCCAAGGUAUGUCAAAAAGAGACUUCUCAAAAAUGAUGAAAACAAGAGGUGGACUCUUUUCAUUCAACAACUUUGUGUCGACAAGUGCAGACCGAGAUGUUUCUUGCGCUUUUGCUGACAGCAAUCGAGAUAAUCCCGAUUUGAUAGGAGUUCUUUUUGAAAUGACAAUCGAUCCAUCGAUCUCGUCGACUCCGUUUGCUGAUCUACGUAAUGUUAGCCAGUUUUCAUCAGAGAAAGAGAUUCUCUUCUCAAUGCAUACCGUAUUUCGUAUCGGUGAAAUUAAGCAACUUGAUGAAACCAGUCGGCUAUGGCAGGUCGAACUCACACUGACGAGUGAUAAGGAUCAACAGCUUAACGAACUCACUAAACUGAUACGAGAAAACAAGUCGUUUCAAGGUUCAAAAGGAUGGUAUCGACUCAGUGAAUUGCUCAUUCACCUAGGUGAGUUUAACAAAGCCGAACAGAUUUACCGAAUACUAUUCAGCAUGGCAUUAGAUGAGGAUGAACGAGCGGAAACUACUCAUCAGCUCGGACUGGUUAAGAAUUAUCAAGCGGACUAUGCCGGAGCACUUGUAUUUUACGAAAAAGCUCUUCAAAUCUUACGAAAAAUUCGUCCACGAAAUCAUCCUGAUUUAGCUAAUUCGUAUAGUAGCAUCGGCGGGAUAUAUGACAAUAUGGGAAAGUACACGAAAGCAGUUUCAUUUUAUGAAAAAUCACUUGCAAUAUUACAAAAAACUCCUUCUCCAAACCAUUCCAAUUUGGCCACUGCAUUGAGCAACAUCGGUUUGGUGUAUGACAAUAUGAAAAACUACACAAAAGCACUUUUCUUUCAUGAAAAAGCACUUGAAAUUCGGCAAAAAACUCUGCCUGUAAAUCAUCCUGAUCUGGCUCAGUCUUACAACAACAUGGGCUUGCUAUAUAACAACACAGGAGACUAUUCAAAAGCAUUUUUGUUUUACAAACGCGCUGUCGAAACUGGACAGCUAUCACUGCCUGCAAAUCAUCCUCAUCUUCAAAUAUAUCGAAAGAGCCUCGACAUUGUGAAAAGAAAAUUGUAA
Molecule: messenger RNA, 1869 nt
Organism: Adineta steineri
Lineage: Eukaryota; Metazoa; Rotifera; Eurotatoria; Adinetida; Adinetidae
Source: the annotation of a GenBank genome assembly